Molecule: messenger RNA, 4722 nt
Organism: Esox lucius (northern pike)
Lineage: Eukaryota; Metazoa; Chordata; Actinopteri; Esociformes; Esocidae
Gene: elf1
Product: E74-like ETS transcription factor 1
Exons: 9
Coding region: 587-2554 (655 amino acids)
Biological process (GO): cell differentiation; regulation of transcription by RNA polymerase II
Cellular component (GO): nucleus
Molecular function (GO): sequence-specific DNA binding; DNA-binding transcription factor activity, RNA polymerase II-specific
Source: RefSeq, a predicted model, not a curated record
UGGGUAAGAAACAGUGUAACCUUAUGUCCGGCACGCGAAAGUAGUGAAACUAGAGUUGGUUUAAGACGCUGUGACAAUGAUGUCGAGAUAGCUCACAUUUGAAGAAAGAAUACUUUUUUUGGGAUAAUACACCAAGAUGCUGAUAAGUGGCUACUGAAGACAUUAGGCAACUGGCCGAUCCCUAUUAAGCCGUCAUUGAUGAGGCAUAAUACAUUUGACUUUUGUCUGUAACAACAUAUUAGGAUUUACGGCAGGUGUAGAUGCCCCAGACGCAGCAGGCCCCAGGAAGAGGCUGCCUCCAUCCAGGCUCAGCGCGGCUCUUCUCUAAUUCCUGGGUCUUUCAGUUGCAUUGCGUUACGCAUUCUAACAGGCAACCACAGAUAAAAGAAAAAAGCACAGGAGUGAGGAGGCCACUGGAGAUUCUCAAGAAGGGAAGCCAUUUUGUUUGGAUCCACAGAGACUACAGCAGUGAAGUUGACCAUUGAACCUUGAUUUCGUCUUGAGUGUAUCCUGUGAUUGGAAAGUCCCCAAAGGGGUGUGGGUCCCUGUCUGUCCAUCUUUGUUCUACACUUGGACCUCCAUUGUCAUGGCGACAGCGGUGCAACCCAGCGAACUGGUGUUCGAGUUUGCCAACAAUGGAAUGGAUGAGAUCAACCAGUUGGUAUCUCUUUGUGCCCAGCUGGACGAUCCGUCCGUGUUCCCAGCUGUCAUCGUCGAGCAAGUGCCGGCCGCUGACCUCAUGCAGGUGUACUCGGGCAUGGAGGACGACGAGGUGACAAACGGCAUCAUGGUGGACACCACGCUCCACGUGGUUGAGGAGCCAAUUAUGAGCAGAGACGUUGGCCUCUCAGAAACGACAGUGUCAGGUGCAGAGGAUAGUAUGGAGACCAAUGAGGCCGCAGCAGCCCUCCUUAACAUGGAGUCCCCCAACAACAUCCUGGAUGAGAAACGCAUGAUUCACACCUACGGGACCAUGCUUGAGUCGGACUACACCUACAUUCCCCUGCGGCCGGAGCCCAACGGCUGCAUGGAUGUAUCGCUGGACGAGGAAACCUCCUCCAUGGACGAGAUCCCUCAGAAGAGUGUGUCCAAACCACAGAGGAAAACAAAAGUGCGCAAGCCGCGGGCCGUGCGUCCUUGCUCACCCAUCACUACUCCCAGCCUGCCACUCAAGAAAAAAAGCAAGGAGGGCAAAGGGAACACCAUCUACCUGUGGGAGUUCCUCCUGGCCCUGCUGCAGGACAAAAACACCUGUCCCAAAUACAUCAAGUGGACCCAGAGGGAGAAGGGCAUCUUCAAGCUGGUCGACUCCAAGGCAGUGUCGAAGCUGUGGGGCAAACACAAGAACAAACCAGACAUGAACUACGAGACCAUGGGCAGGGCUUUACGGUAUUACUACCAACGCGGUAUCCUGGCCAAGGUGGAAGGCCAGCGGCUGGUCUACCAGUUUAAAGAGAUGCCUCCAGACCUGGUGGUGAUCGACGACGAAGACCCGUGCCCCGAACUGAGCCCGAAUUACGGGGGCCAGCGCCCCAACCCCCAAAGCCGGGCAGUGGGGGGUCGUGGAGGCCCCAGAGGGGGUCACGGUAAAAGCCACGGACAACAUCCUAUAUCGGUAAAGCAAGUGAAGAGGGAGCCCAUUGAUAUGGAUGUAGGUGUGUACCACGAGGUGAACGGUAAACAGACGGAACAGAUGAUCCAGACGGUCCACGUUCUGCAGCCCAACCAGGGGGCAGCCGUGCCGGCCUCCACGCACACUCUGAGGGCUAUCAACAUACCUACCUCUGUCAACAUGGUCCUGACGUCGUCGGGCCAGCUGCAGCCCCUGAUGUCCAACGGCGACACCUCCAGCCACUCCUCCCCGCCCAGGGUCAUCCUCCACACUGUCCCCUCCACCACUGCGGGGGGCAAGGACGUGCUCACCAUCCAGACGGCCUCGCUGGCCACCGGGACGGGCGGCCUCCAGGACCACCAAAACCAGCACCACCAUUCCCAGUACCUCGUCAGCAGCCUGUGCUCCACCGCCCCCACCACGGGGGUCAUCAGCUCCACCGCGGCCUCUCCCAACGGCCUCACCCGCCUGGUCACCCUCAACGCGGCCACCGGUCAGCCCGUGGUGGCCCAGCAACCGGGCACGGUCAUCGCUACGGUCCUCAAGUCAUCCAGUGGGGGGGAGUUCUUCCAUGGUCUGCACGGCAUCAAGGAGGAAAUGCUGGACCCCUACUACUUGCAGGCGCUGGUGAACGGGGACCCGUCGUUUGGGAAGGAGGAGAUGGAGGCUGGGGAAGCGGAGCUCACCUACAGGACUGUGAUCAUCGGGACCAACCAAAGCCUUGGCCAGAGCCAGGGGGAGAGUGGCAGCGAGUCCCCGGUGAAUGGACACUUUGCCCAGGGAAGCAGCCCCAGCGAGGGCCUGACCCCUGUGGAGGAGCUGGAGGUGCGCGGGGAGAUGGCCCUGCAGCCGGAACACAUGGUCAAAGGGCUCCAGGAGUUGCCGGAGAUCACCGCACACCUGUCGGCCUCAUUCAUUAAGUCGGAGCCCGCAGAGGCCUAGUAGACCUGUAGCUCCAAAGCUGGAUUAUGGACUCAACAUAAAAAAGACUUCUCAACGAACUAUCUGUUGACUUAUCCCAAGGAAAAUUGGAUUUUGGAAAGUGAUGGAUUUUGAAACGUGGACCGGAAAACAUGUUGGCCCCUGCAGGACGGAAUGUUGGCCCCUGCAGGAGUUUUAUGGGGUUCACCCACAGUUGUUUUCAUCACCUGGCUAAAUUUGAAUGUCAAGGGAUUGCAUAAUACAUUGUUGAAGGCUUCAGUGAUAAGAAUGCAAGCCUGUCCAACGAUCUACCUACCUACCUUUCUACUGUCUGCAAUCCAGCCCCUUCCCAAACUUGACCCCACCAGGAGAACAGCCAUUGGAUAAUCGGGGAUCCUCCCACACCACACGUGCCAGUUAUACUAGUACAUUCUUUACCAAAUUGUAGUGUAUAUCUUAUCAGACUUGUGUCAAUACUAGUGGAGACAAAAGCAGACAACCAAAAAAUUGUGGGAGAAUUCAGUGAAAUCAGAUUUGACUAAUGGAAAAUGUGUAAAUGCUACACAAUAUUCACCCAACUUACAUUCUUAGGACAAAUGAUGGAAAUGUAGCUUGCAGACAUUAACUGCAGAGUGCCUUAUAUGGAAAGGUGGAACAGUUGGAAAAGUAUUUGUGAGGGAAAAAAAAUAAUGGUUCAGUUUGUUUUGACUCCAAGGAAUGUGACUUCCAGAUUUUCCUUCACAUCCCUCCGUUAUUCUCACAAUGUCGAUAAGGUUUGCUUUUCCCUUCAUUAUUCCUGGCCUUAUAGCGAUGUGUUACUAUGGAAAUGGCAUUUCUGUCUCCUUGGACAGUCCAAUCACAAACCUGUUUGUAUAUAGCUGUAGACUUGAUGCAGAGAGAGAGAGAGAGAAAGAGAGAGAGAGUAGAGGAUAAAGGAAAGAUAUUUUACUAGAAUCCUUCCCAAUAAGGCUUUGAAACCUGUUUAUAUGAAAUGGAAUAUAUAUACAACUGAGAUUCAAUUUAAGGCCACAAAUGUAUUUAUUUUGUGAAUUUCUAAAUUCUGUAUAAAAAGGCACAAUUUUAUUAUUAUUUGCAAAACGAGGGAAAUAUACAAAGUAUAUUAAAUGAAAUAACAGGAAGCUCACGUCGGUUAAUUUUUUACUUCUGAAAAGCUGACAUUUCUUUCCAUUUUCAACCAUUACAUCAAAUCAUUGUAGCGUUGAUGAUAUUCUUCUCUGUUGUGGACGCAAAGUUGUUUGCCCAGACGCAAAUUAUCAUUGUUUUGUUGACAUUCUUGUCAUUUUUAAUCAUUGCAUUGUACAACUUUGGUUCUUCCCUUUUACAGUGGACAUACCUUUAGCAUUCAUUAAUUAACAGUCAAGCAGUAGCAAGGAGUUGGUUAGAUUCACCCAAUCCUGUACAGCUAAUUUGGUCUCGUUCAAUUCUGACUUGUUUUAGUAUAGCCAUUUUGUGGCACAAAUUGUGAUUCGAUGCUGCUGUUUUCCCCAGGACUAUUUUCUUUUAACUGUGGUGCUCCACUCCUUGCUUUUGGUCAGACCGGUUUCUGUGCUAUUUUUAUUAGAUGGCCCACUUUAAGAACAUGAGGCCUCAGGAUCUCUGAAUAUCCUCAGUAGCCUGCAGAUUGAAGAUUACGUUCAUCCUUUUGUAAGUAAACCUGUACUGAUCCCGAGCACUAACACGAAUACACCAACCCACCACUCCACAGGUAAAGCUUUAAUGCUACGUUUGAUAUAACUUUUAGAACUUAUUAGAACAGAGCGUCUUUCUUAUGUCAUCCAAACGGCUCUCUGUGUAUGCACUGAUAAUCUGAAUGUUGUACAGUACAAAGUAAUGAGAUGCAAAGUUACGACAAUCCAUGCUCUUUAGGGUUUAGGGUUAGGAGGUCAAUAUCAAAACAUUCUUUGGUGUUGGUGGAUGAAUGACUGCAUUGACUGACCUCUGUGGUUGGGGGUUACUGGAUUCUCUUGCUUCUAGACACAUCUACAGGUCUGGCCAACAUUUUCAUUUUGAAGCACUGUUAUUUGUGAGAUGUUGGAGUAUGUCCGCUCUGUCUCUUAGACUUGAUUGUUAUCAUCUGUGUUGGGUUUUCCGUGGCUUCCUCCUAUGCUGAAACUAGAUUAGAUUUUUUAAGAAAGAAAAUGUAAUAAUAAAAACAAAUUUUGCUUCAA